CUGUCACUAUAAUUAAAAAGAUGUAAUAGAAAUUUUCUUUGUGAAGAAAGUUAAUAUUUUUUUAAACAAAUUAAUAAUUUGUUGAUAUUCAAAAAAAUAAAUAUGUAAACAUCGUUUUAAAAAAAUAAGCAUAAAAUUUAGUGCAAAAGAAAAAAUACGCAGUAACUUGACGUCAUACUUAUUUCAUAUCUGUGCUUUGUUGUCAUAGCAGAGCAGAGUAUACCGAAAUAAAAGAGAACACACUAUAUUGCAUAAAAAAAUUAUAUACAGCUGAUGAACCCCUUAAGUACUAAAUUCGCUUGAUUUAGGUCAAAGUGAAUGUGUACAUGGAGAAACGAGUGCACGAUAGUGUGUGUGUAAAAAUCAAGCGGUAAUAUUAAAAUUUCCCAAAACAAAAACGCGCGAAUGAGUAUUUUGGCGCGGUUAGGGUGAGAUGCAUGCAUUUGGUAGAAUGUCUUUUGGAGGGAAAAUGAAAAUCAGUAGUGAAUUGGGCGCGCUAAAAAGACGACGUGGUAGCACAUAGCUGAGUGCCGUUUAAUUCUAACUAAUUCAACUAAUAUAAAUUUAUGUAAAGAAAUAUAUAAAAUAUUCAAAUAUACUAAAAAAUUAUUGCAAUACAUUUACAAAAUAAGUUUUAAUUUAAAAAUUAUCGUAUUCGUUUAAUAAUUUACGUGUAAAUAAUUUAAAAGUAUAAUAUGGCACAACCAUCAAUUGCAGCGUACUUUAAUACUCGUAAAAGAGCUGUUAUUGAGGAUAACACAAGCAUAAAGAACAGACGCCUUAUUGAACCCACAUUGACAACUACACAAGACAUAACAACGCUUAAUUCUGAACCUUCUACUUCACAAUCUACUCACAUCCCGCACGAUGAUGAAAUUACUUUACUCAAGAAGGCGUCAUCUGGUGAACUACGCACACGUUCAGGCCGUAAGGUUAAAAGAAUUGGUGCACAACAAAUUGAUAUUAAAGAUGUUAUACCCAAGAAGAUCUCAAAAAUUGAACAAAGUUCAAAACAGAAAAAACUGGUAGAGUUCAUAAAGAAAGGACCACUAUCACCUCGUAAGAAAUGUACGAACUCUGAAACUAGUGAAAUGCAAAAACUCAAUGAAGAGACGCCAAAAACAAAUAUAAUUGCCACUGCAUUCGCUGACAAAAACAGUAUAACCAAUGUGCAAAGGGGCUUUAAAACACCAACCAAACAAAUCAUCAAGGGUUCCACGCCCAUUAAACGUAGCGAAUUCAAGAGUUUGGUUAAAAAGGAACUAAAUUUUGACGAAGUUAAGACAAAAGUUUCACGUAGUGCUAAAUUGCAAGAACUCAAAGCCUCUCUGUCACGCAUACAAGAGUUGGAGAAAACUCGUAAAGCACAGGAGGAACGCAAUCGUCUCUUACGUGAGGGUGUUACCGAAGUUAAGAAAACCCCAGUUGUGCAACUGAAAGAAUUCGAUACCAUAGAACUAGAAAUUCUUACCAGUCCCUCAAAAACACACAAAACACCUACAAAACGGACACCACCAACACCAAACAAAAAUGAGCUUAUGUCACCACGUCAUACGGACGUAUCCAAACGUGUGCUCUUUAGUCCCGCUAAAAAUGGUACUCCCUCAAAGUUGGUGGUACCGCCAGCUUAUCAACGUUUCUUAAGUCUGAUUGAGACAAGCAAAGCUGGACAAUUGCCGCUACCCUUCAAGUACAGGCAUUUAAUAGAAAUUUUUAAAGGAUUGGACUCAGUGUGUGCUAUGUUCCAUAACCGCAAAGAAUGCAUCACAUUUAAGAAACUUAAACCCGCUGUACAACGUAUGCUUCGCAAGAAUUUCCAUGAAUCGCACUUGGCACAAAUAAAAUAUUUGUAUCCAGAAGCUUACAACUUUACACAAGUGAAAAUGCGUAAUUAUGGUUCCGCUUCCAAGGCCGAUUACUUCCAAUUAGUGGUUGUGCCUAAUGUGGAAAAUGCGUCCGAUAAACAAACUAUGACCAAGAUCGAUGAGGACAAUAUACUAGCUAGUGGACAAAGUACUGCUAUGAAUCCACAAGUAAUGACAGAACGUUUACAACGUUUCCAAUGUAUACUUUUAGAACGCGUUAAGGAUGAGCAUAAUAAGUUCUUAAAAUCACUGGAACCACCACUAACAAUACCAAAAAAUAAGAUAACGCGCUGGCAUCCAGAUUUUGAUUUAGAAAAUUGUGACGAAAUUGAGUGCGCACGCCUGCCACAACCACCUAACAUGGAGAAAUACUCUUCCGCACGUGAUAUACUUUCCACGGCAAGGAAUCUAUUCAAUUGUGCCACACCUAUGGAACGUGCGCUAGAACGUUACGAAGCAAAAGUUGAGGCAGAACGCAUUGCAACAGAAAAUUUAAUUAAUAACCAAAAGAACGUAACAAUAAGUUUUACACAAACCACAAGUACGGGUGGAGAGCUGUUAGCAAGCAAAACAGAUCCACUGGCAGCAACUACAACUAAACAAUCUACCAAUACAUCACAACCAACAGCAAUGCAACCAGCGCCAAUUGAUGUCACGACCACGUUAUUGAAAGGUGUGCCUAAAUCUCUGCUGGAGAAAAUACGUGCAAAACAAGCUGCUAAAGCGCUGGAUGCAAUGACACGUCGCCCUUCACAGGAUCAAGAAGCGACUAAGUACUCUAGAUUACCAGAAAUGGCGAGGCAUUUACGUAAUGUUUUCAUCACGGAACGCAAAGGGGUUCUGACGUUGGAAAUUAUCAUUAAAAAAAUACAAAACAGUUUCCGUACCUCUUUGCUGCCGCAGGAGAUUGAGGCGCAUCUUAAACUGAUCGCCAAGGAAAUCCCAGAAUGGAUUGCAUUUCAUGAAGUACGCAAAACUAUGUAUCUUAAAAUUGAUAAGAACUUGGAAAUGAAUGAGGUCAUCAAAAAAUUAGAAGAACUAGCAAAUUCAAAGAGUAAAUAGCACUCACCUAUUUGACAAAUGCAAGGAAUAAAUGGCCUAUGAUCCAUUUGGAUAAUAUAAGAAAUUGACAUAAGUUCUUUUUCGUCGUUGUAGUAUUUUUACUAUUUCUUAUUUUAUUUGUUACAAU
Molecule: messenger RNA, 3054 nt
Organism: Teleopsis dalmanni
Lineage: Eukaryota; Metazoa; Arthropoda; Insecta; Diptera; Diopsidae
Gene: dup
Exons: 3
Coding region: 696-2927 (743 amino acids)
Biological process (GO): DNA replication preinitiation complex assembly; mitotic cell cycle; DNA replication checkpoint signaling
Cellular component (GO): nucleus
Molecular function (GO): DNA binding; DNA polymerase binding
Source: RefSeq, a predicted model, not a curated record